Molecule: messenger RNA, 1779 nt
Organism: Linnemannia hyalina
Lineage: Eukaryota; Fungi; Mortierellomycota; Mortierellomycetes; Mortierellales; Mortierellaceae
Source: the annotation of a GenBank genome assembly
AUGUUGCCACUGUCCAUCUCUGCGGCAGUCUUGGUCGCCCUCAGUGCUACUGCAUCUGUAGCUGUUGCCUCCGACGCAACUUCUUCGUCUCUGUUACAGCAUCGCCAUUCCUUCUUCUCUACCCUUCCAGUCGAACCCUCCGAUGAAAACCUCAAGGUCUCGCGUCAUCAGGUCAAGGUCAUUGGGCUUACUGGCUUUAGAGAGUGGGAGGUUAAGGGCUCACUCCACGGUCUCUUUCAUGUUGUCGGAAAGACUGCUCCGGGAGAUAGCCACGGAAAUGAUAACGGAAAGGUGCAUGUGCAGUGGUUCGACAACAAGGCACCCCUCCUCCGCCCACCAUUCACGCCUACCUACAUUCCUGGCUUCCACCUUGCCAUCACCAGUGACAACUUUGAAAAGACAUGGAAGGAAAACUGCCAUAUUGUAGCUGAUUUAAUCGGAUCGGUCGAUUGUCGGGAGAUCGAAGCAGAUGCAACAACGCCUUUGGAAAGACACCCCAACACCCUUCGCGCAGAGGAUCUGACCGCCAUCCACAAACAUCGCUACUUGCACAAGACAGCCGACCCAGCAGGAUUCUUGUCAUCGUCCUCAGUCGUCUCGUCACUCAUCUCUCAACAGCAGGCAGGAUCUACCUCAGGACCUGCUCUUAUCGAUCUUGUCCUUCACAAGGGUAAAGUCUCCCUCAAAGUCAUCUGGACUGCAGGGUCUGGCAACAACAAUAACAAGGAUGGAGAAAAGUCGCAAAGCACGGUCGAGAUCUUGUUCAACGAAAAGACGGACAAGGUGGUUGAGGUUGGAUGGUUCUAUCGCGAGAUCACCGAACAGGAGUAUUCCGUCUACGACCACUACCUAGGCGCGACUGUCCAGUUGGAUAGCGAGGGCGAGACAAUCAACGAGGCACUGAUCCAGACCCGGUCACCCGUUUUCCCACCCCACCGACGCGACUUUUCGACCGGCAACAUUCGCGCCUAUGGACACGGCUACAACUCGACCAUGACCCCAUCACAAUCCUUCCAUCCUCAUUCUGUCACCACUAUCCAAUCCAACCCUAACAUUCAGGAGACGACUGCAGGAUGUGAUCUACAUGUUCUUCAAGUCUUGCCUGCUGGAUACUUUGUGGACCCCUUCCAGCUGGAGGGGCUGGCACCCGAGAUUGGCGAGUCGACAGUGUAUGGCGAAACGGAUCUGGAGAAGCCUGUGGGCGUUGUUACGGGAUGGGGCAGUCUCGUCAUGGUCAAGGCUCAACCAGAGGAUUCUAUCAAGACCUCCAAGUGGACACCCUCCAACAUCACCAACAUCGACACCAAGGGCAUUAAGACGGAUUCAGUCUCGUACACCUCGGUCGUUGAUAUCCCUAUGCAUAUGCGAUACCAGCCACCAGUCGAGGAGGGCAACCCAGCAACCCAUGUUAAGGUAGAGGCACCCUGGCCCAUUGUCGCCUGGGUCUGCCCCACAGCUACCCAUGGAGGAGACGAAUCGGCGGCUUUGAACGUGGCUGCCAAGAAGCUGUUCUACAUCCCAGCCUUGCCUCUCAGCCUUUUGUUCCCACGGGACGAAAAGACGGACAGGGAAACAGUUGAUUUCCGGUUUGUUUUGCCGGACCCUAUCCCCAAACAGUUCCCCGUCGCAAAAAUGUCUGUCCCUGUAGGUCGAUUGGACGACAUGAACCUUGUCCGGACCGCGACGUUUGUGAUGGCGGGCGCAGGGACCUUGGCGGUGGCUUUAGCCCUUGUCCGGACUGUCGCCGGACGAACCUCCGGAAAGGGCAAGCAGGAUUAA